AUGGGAAAUCCUCAUCGGUGCUCCGUUAUCAUAGUAGGAGCAGGGAUCUCUGGUAUAUCUGCUGCUAAAGUUCUGGCGGAGAACGGAGUGGAUGAUGUGGUUAUACUGGAGGCGACGGACAAAAUAGGAGGGAGAAUAAGGAAGGAGGAAUUCUGUGGGGUAACGGUGGAGCUUGGUGCUGGUUGGAUAGCCGGAGUUGGCGGCAAACAGUCAAAUCCCGUCUGGGAACUGGCUCACCAAUCCAAUCUCCGUACCUUCCUCUCCGACUACAGCAACGCUCGUUACAACAUCUACGAUGACAGUGGGAAGAUAUAUCCGAGUGGAAUUGCCGCGGACACGUACAAAAAAGCAGUGGACUCGGCGAUUCAGAAGCUGAAGAGCCAAGAAGCCAAUAUUGAUACUGCUGAAUCUUCCAUUCUCUCUGAAACGACGCCUACUCAGAAGACACCUAUAGAGCUGGCAAUCGACUUCAUUCUACACGACUUUGAAAUGGCAGAGGUGGAACCAAUAUCGACAUACGUAGAUUUUGGCGAGAGAGAAUAUUUGGUUGCUGAUGACAGAGGGUACGAGUAUUUGCUGUAUAAAAUGACAGAGAGUUUUCUUUACACCUCUGAGGGUAAAAUCUUGGAUAGUCGUCUACAUCUCAACAAGGUUGUUCGAGAAUUACAGCAUUCGAGGAACGGCGUUUCAGUGAAAACGGAGGAUGGCUCCAUUUACGAAGCCAGUUACGUGAUUCUGUCCGUUAGUAUAGGCGUCCUCCAAUCUCACCUCAUCUCCUUUGUGCCGCCCUUGCCCAGGUGGAAAACUGAGGCCAUUCAAAAUUGUGAAGUUAUGGUGUAUACAAAGAUUUUCCUGAAAUUUCCAUAUAAAUUCUGGCCUUGUGGUCCUGACAAAGAGUUCUUCAUCUAUGCCCACCACAGGAGAGGUUACUAUACCUUUUGGCAGCAAAUGGAAAAUGCAUAUCCAGGCAGCAACAUACUUGUUGUGACCCUAACAAAUGAAGAAUCGAAGCGCAUUGAAGCUCAAACAGAUGGAGAAACCAUGAAAGAAGCCAUGGAAGUUUUAAGAAAUAUGUUUGGGACUGAAAUUCCCGAUGCCAUUGACAUACUCGUUCCUCGCUGGUGGAACAAUCGUUUCCAACGCGGUAGCUACACCAAUUAUCCCAUCUACGUUAAUCGACAACUCCUGCAUAAUAUCAAGGCACCAGUCGAGCGGAUAUUCUUCACAGGCGAGCACACAAGCGAAAAAUUCAGUGGGUACGUGCAUGGAGGUCUCCUUUCAGGUAUCGAAACAAGUAAAGCUUUAGUAGAAGAAAUGAGAAAGGCAAAUGACAAAAAAAAUGAAGGCCAAGCUCUAGUAGAAGAAAUGAGAAAGGCAAAUGACAGAAAAAAUGAAGGCCAGCAAGCUUUUCUAAUAGAACCAUUGCUAGCUGAUGCAGUAUCUAAUCUCCAUAAAUAUGAAAUCCCCAGACAGCUCUUCCUUCAUAGUACUGCAAUGGGGCUUACAGACCCAAUCUUAUGA
This is a messenger RNA of Fraxinus pennsylvanica, 1521 nucleotides long. Lineage: Eukaryota; Viridiplantae; Streptophyta; Magnoliopsida; Lamiales; Oleaceae. The record is from the annotation of a GenBank genome assembly.